Messenger RNA from Bombus impatiens (common eastern bumble bee), 2670 nucleotides. RefSeq names its product runt-related transcription factor 3. Bases 1064 to 2494 code for a protein of 476 amino acids. Lineage: Eukaryota; Metazoa; Arthropoda; Insecta; Hymenoptera; Apidae. The record is from RefSeq and is a predicted model, not a curated record. Gene Ontology annotation, molecular function: ATP binding; RNA polymerase II cis-regulatory region sequence-specific DNA binding; DNA-binding transcription factor activity, RNA polymerase II-specific. The transcript has 9 exons. Gene Ontology annotation, biological process: regulation of DNA-templated transcription. Gene Ontology annotation, cellular component: nucleus.
GAUAGAGACGAGGCGGCUAACCCCUCUUUGGGGGCGAGAGAGGCGACGAACGAGGGAGGGGGCGGCGUAGUAUUCACGCGGCACGGUUGCUGUUGGUGCUGUGCUGUUGUUGCUCCUUCUGCUCGUGCCCCGGUACCGUUCUUCGUGUAUUGUUGUCCAAUCGAGCGUACCGACGAACCGGUUUCGAAGCACGCGCGCCGCUCUCCACGCAUGGUACGCCGUAACUUUUUCCUUUUUCCGAUCGCGCUACGCACUACGCCGCCUCGUGACACGUGCCGUUGUUGUUGUUGUUGUUCGACCGAUGUGCGUAUUUCGACUACGGCCGGCUUGGUGAGAAGGUAGAAGAAGAUGUAGAUUAUGGUGGAUGUGAUUUAAGGAACCAGUGUCUUCUGAUCGCUAUAGGAUUCUGUAGGUUGAAUUUGUUGGUUGAAUGGGGUGAAACCAGGAGAUCGAAAUUUUUCUUAGAUGCUUCUGAUGUUUGCAUUAAUCAACGCGCGAGUCUUCGUUACCGCAAGAUAAAAUUUCCUGUAAAUAGUGUUUCUUGAAGAGUGGGCCGCUGGAAACGAAACUUAACAAGCUCCAAAGAUCCAACAAAUCAAGUAAUCUCAAGAUCCAAAGAAAUCAACUUGGAAGAUCCUCGAUUCACGCCAUUAAAAAUUAACUUAAAAGCUUUCAUCCGCAAGGAUCAUCGAACUUUCUAAAAACUACCAAAAUCUCCCAAAAUCUCCCAUAAUCUUCCACAAACUCUUCAACGUCAUUAUCGAAGCAAAAUUUCCGAAAGAAGUACGGAAGUACUCGAAGAAAGAAUAACACGAGUACAUAUACAAAGAAUUCUUCAAGAUUGCCAAAUGCUAUCCUGAGCUCGCCGUUAAAGUAAAAUCUUCGAGAGAAGAGGGUGUAUCAAAGUAAUCGGAGAAAGAAUCGUCGAGCGUCGGGCAGCGCCAUGUCAGGUCGCGAAGCCUGACCCAGGAAGAGGUGUACCGGGUGAGGAUCCUCGUAAGAGCCGAGAAGUUCCAGCAGUGAACCGAAUGGAAGGAUGUAUCAUCCGGCGUUCUGACUGCCUAUGGAUAUAUUCGGCCGUUGCAACGGCGGCGGUGGCGGAAGCACGGUAUCCGGAAGCGGCGCUGGCUCGGUGAGGGGGUCCAGCAACGAGUCCAGCUGUGGAACAGCGAGUGCUCCCAGCGAGAGCGGCGGAACCAGCGACAGGAUGCAGUUGACAGGAGCCUCGGCUCCUGGCGCUGCCGCCUCGCCGGAGUCGGGUGUUUCUCCUUUGACCGAUGCUUACACCAAGAUGACCAGCGACAUCCUGGCCGAGAGAACCCUCGGUGACUUCGUCAGCGAGCACCCUGGAGAACUCGUUCGGACAGGGUCCCCUCACUUGGUCUGCAGCGUAUUGCCAGCUCACUGGAGGUCCAACAAGACCCUUCCAGUAGCCUUCAAGGUGGUGGCUCUAGGCGAGGUCGGCGAUGGCACUUUGGUCACUGUUCGUGCUGGUAACGACGAGAACUGCUGUGCUGAGCUGAGAAACUCGACCGCUCUGAUGAAGAACCAGGUGGCCAAGUUCAAUGAUCUUAGGUUCGUCGGGAGAAGCGGCAGAGGGAAGAGCUUCACGUUGACCAUCACCGUGUCCACGACGCCACCGCAAGUUGCCACGUACACGAAGGCCAUUAAAGUAACUGUGGAUGGGCCGCGAGAACCGCGAUCCAAGACCAUGUUGUCUCUUUUAGGGCAGCAGCAGCAGUUCCACGCGUUCGCGUUCGCCUCGCAAAGAGGCGGCCCGUUUUUCGCCUCGCCACUGGUGGAUCCUCUGCAACCCUUGCCGAAUCCCCUGCAGCCGCUGCCGAAUCCAUUGCAGCCACGGGAUCCGUUGUCCUCCUUCAGGCACGCGAUGCCAGCCAACUGUCAAAACAUGUCCCAGUUCGGUCUGACUGCAAGCAAUUCAUGGGGAUACGGAAGCACGGCUGGCUACGCUGGUUAUCUUCCCGGCCCUUUGUCGUCGUGCGCGGCACAAGCGUCGUUCCCACCCCCGCCACCGCCACCUCCACCACCACCGCCAACGGCGCCCGAUUCGACAGCGGGAUCCACUGUUACUUCCGGUACCGGUGCAGGAUCCACGGCACAGCAGGAUGCGUUCUCAGCGGUAUCAUCCCUGGUGCCAGAUUCGACGACGACGGGUCAAUCGGAUCCCUUGGACCCUCUGAGCAGCCUAAUGUCGGGGACACCGAGUCAGAGGUACCAGGACUACGUGUCUCCCAGGUCCUUAUCGACGGACUCGAGUACCACGGAGAGUCCUGUGCACGAGGAGCAAGGCUUCGGUCAAAAUUACGGCAACUACUUCCCAACGCCCGGCGUCCUGCCCAGCAUCCUCUAUUCCCAAUUAUACGGGAAUCAGUUUCAGAAUUCGGAGAGCCCCGAGCAGAGAGCAGUGGCGGACAGUUGCAGCGUCAGACAGGAAGAAGUCAGACCGGACAACAACGUCUGGAGGCCUUACUGAGUGCCAGACGAAUCGUUCCCGUGAUAAUUCUGAUUUUAGAACUUUUCUCUCGUCGACUGUCGUGGACGAUAACGUUGAGAUGAGCAAACUGUGAUCGGUGAAGAUGGACGAGGUGUUGGUCUCGAACAAGCGAACGAAACUAGCUAUUAGUGGGCAUUAAAAAAAAAAAAAGGAAA